UUCCCCGGCGAUAAAUCCACCGAUGUUGUGUCGAAACGGCGUCAAUUGGCGGAAACCCAUUCCGUUGCUUUCCUCCACCGCUCCUCGCACUUCAUCAUCGAACUCUAACACCGCCAAGCUAAAGCAAUUCUCGGUCAGGUCUUCCGCGUCACCACCGAUUUGGCGGGAGAGCCGGCGGUUGGUCUCAAUAUCUCUGUUUCUCUCUCACUUCCUCCUUACACCCAACUACGCCAUUGCAGGUAGCUUUUUGGAUAAAUACGUGAAAAAGAAAAAGCUGGAUCCGCUUGAGGUUUAUGUGCCUUCUGUUAUAUUGACUCCAUUCCAGAUUAAGGACCUAGAGAAAACUUUGGAAGUUGAUGAUAAACCAGAAUAUGCAACCUGCAGAUCCCUACUACAUUCCGGUCCGGCUGCAUCUCUGCGUGUAAAUAUCCGAGCUAUCGUACAGUAUGCUUCUGAUGCUGGGAAUGGUGAAAAUGCUUUCAAAGACGUUGAUCAAUGUCUCAGAGCAUUGGAGGAACUAGACUCCUUGCUG
Hibiscus syriacus is the source of this 532-nucleotide messenger RNA. RefSeq lists its product as uncharacterized. The transcript has 6 exons. NCBI's taxonomy places the organism in Eukaryota, Viridiplantae, Streptophyta, Magnoliopsida, Malvales, Malvaceae. The record is from RefSeq and is a predicted model, not a curated record. The annotation marks the transcript as partial.